UUUGGAGACCAAAUUUCUAAAAAGGAUAAUGGUUCCCUCCAAAAUUCUCCCAUAAAAUACAAAAUGUUGAAAAAAGAGGUGAUAAAUUAUAAAGUUUCCGAAGAUUUGGAGUAUUAUAGACUCAUAUAUAGCUUGGUUGGAGUUGCUUCAUAGUUCAUAUACACAGAACAUUUUUUGUUUUGGAUUUUAAAUCCUUAGUCCAUUUUUUUUUGGUGAAAAUGGAAGCUGCCAGCAACUUGUUCGAUGAAAUGUCUCAUCCGCGUUGUUCUUGUUCCACCUCUUUCGUUUUCGUUUUUCAUAUGAAUUGUGGUUCUGUAUAUCAUGCAAAUGAGAACAGGGAAAUUCAACGGCGGGUGGUGGGUGUAGAUACAGACAAGCUAUACCAGUGGGCUCCAAAAGUCGUUUGGAUAUCAGCACUAACUUUGGCUUGCGCAAAGCCUUUCUACCUCAGGGUGGCAGGAAAUACUCUCCUCUAUAUCAACCCACUGCACAACAAGUGAUGAUUGAUGCCGUAUCUGUUGGUCCUAUUGUUGUGUUUCUUUUGGGAGCCCACACAAACUUUGCCCUUUUUCUUAUGAAGUAUCCUCAUUUAAAGAGGAACAUUGAGCACAUUUAUGUCAUGGGUGGUGCUGUUCGGCCAAACUGUCCAUACAAUGUAGACUUCUCUUCCAAACCAGGGCAGUGCUCUCCCCCAGGCAAUUUGUUUCCAACUUACAGCAAUCCAUACAUGGAGUUUAAUAUAUUUGGAGACCCUUUUGCUGCAUAUACGGUAUUACAUUCUGGCAUUCCAGUCACUCUCAUUCCAUUGGAUGCAACGAAUACAAUCCCUGUGAGUGAGAAUUUCUUCGACACAUUUGAACAGAGUCAGAAUACAAAUGAGGCAAAAUACUGCUUCCAAUCCUUAAAGUUAGCUCAUGACACAUGGUACGACGACCGAUUUCAUGAGACCUAUUUCAUGUGGGACUCUUUCAUGGUUGGUGUAGCGAUAUCGACGAUGCGUAGUUCUGAGAGUCAUUUUGGAGAGAACGAAUUUGCUGAGAUGGAAUUUGUCAACAUUACGGUGGUUACGUCAAAACCUUAUGGAAUAUCUUAUGGAUCAAAUCCAUUCUUUGUUAGCAAUGCCAUCCCAAAGUUUCAAUUGCAAAAAAAUGGAGCGCAUAGUGGUCAUGUGCAGACAGGAAUGCGCGAUCCAUUCUGCCUCGUCCAUAAUGGUGAAGGAAGAUGCGAGGAUGGUUACACAAAGGAGGUAGCCGGGCCAGAAGCAGUACAUGUGCUUGUUGCAAUGAAGGCCAAACAAGAUUGCGAUGUUGACAGUUCACUCUACAGGAAGUUUUAUAGAAACUUCUUGGAUGUUAUAAAUUGUCCUGAGCAAACUGGUAGGUUUAAUAUUGCUUCACAAUUUCCCUAUUACAACGAAGUUACUUUUCGACCGGAUUUCGCAAGAAGAACAUUGGGAAAACCAGUAAUUUUUGACAUGGAUAUGAGUCCUGGGGAUUUCUUUGCUCUCUUUUGUCUUCUAAAAUUACCUGCGGAACUUAUUGACCUAAAGGGGAUAUUUGUAACUGCAACUGGUUGGGCAAAUGCUGCAACAAUAAAUAUCGUAUAUGAUGUUCUGCAUAUGAUGGGUCGUGAUGACAUUCCAGUUGGUUUAGGAGAUGUAUUUGCAACAGGCCAAGCAAACCCAUCGUUCCCACCCAUUGGAGAUUGCAAGUAUAGCCAGGCAAUCCCUCUUGGUAAGGGUGGCUUUUUGGACUCUGAUACACUCUACGGUUGUGCUCGUUACUUGCCUCGUAGUCCCAGAAGGUACACAGCAGUGAAUUCUGUAAACUUUGGAGCUCCUCGAGAUACUAACCAUCCUGAACUUAGGCAACCGUUAGCAUUAGAUGUAUGGAAGUCCAUUAUGCGGUCACUGGAUUUAAGAUCCAAGGUUACUGUAUUAACCAACGGACCCUUAACUACUUUAGCCAAAAUUAUCCAAUCAGAGAAAGCAAGCUCCAUGAUUCAGGAAGUAUAUAUAGUUGGGGGACAAAUCAGUAAUGAUAGCAAGGAGAGCAGAAACAUUUUUACUGUUCCUGGAAAUACUUAUGGAGAAUUCAACAUGUUUCUCGAUCCUUUAGCUGCGAAGGAAGUAUUUGAAUCAGAGCUGGACAUCAGACUUAUUCCACUGGGAAUUCAAAGGAGAGUGAGUUCUUUUGGUAAGAUUCUUGAAGAACUAAACAAAACUAGCAAGACUCCAGAAGCAGUUUUUGCAAGUCGUCUCCUCACAACUCUAUGGCACUUGCAACAAAAGCACCACAACUACCGUCACAUGGAUAUGUUCCUCGGAGAAGUUCUUGGUGCAGUUGCCUUAGCUGGCAAUCAUCUUCAUCUCAACCAAACAUUUCAAUCCGAGCCACUGAUGAUCUUGGCAACUGGUGACAUUUUAAGGGAUGGGCAGAUCACUAUAGACAGCGGACGAGGCAAAUCUGUCAAAACAUUGAGAAGUGUUGAUCAUGUAAAAUACUACGAGCAUUAUGCCGAUGUACUUGGUGAAACAAUGCAGUCUGCUGCUAUAGGAAGCUUUGAUGAGCAGAAACGAAUAUGGAGCACCCCACAUGAGGAUCAGGGUCAUUACUGGGUUUACUGGCAGACCAUCAUCGGGCUUUUCUUGGUCGGAGGAGCUUUACUGGUUUAUUGGCAAAGCAUCAACGGCUUUUCUUGGUCGGACGAGACACUUUUAAGGGCUAUGAUUGUAUUCACGAAGACAUCACGGAGAGUAUUGAAAUGCAACGGCAUUAGAAUUGAAGGCAUACGAGUUUGACCCACAGAUUCUAGAUAAGAGAAUGGAGGUUCCUUAACUCUCUUUGAAAAGGAAAAGAUGAAUGCUUUGAGGAGUGGGAUUCAUUUCAAAACAGAAGGUUUGUGUAGAACUAAUUGGGUUCUGUUAUGUUCUUGAUCUAUUUUUGGUAGGAGAGAAGCUUUGGUGUUCAUGGUGCUCACAACGAAGUUAUUGUUGAAAGAUGUGUUAGGUGCCUGUAAGUCUAACCAGUGGAAGGAAGAAAGAGAGGCUUUCUCUGCAAUGGAACUUGAAGUUGCUUCAGGGGCGGCUGUAGAAUUUUAGUCUAGCGAUAGACAAAACUUCAUAAAAAAAAAAUUGUUUAUAAAACCUUUCAGGCCUAGUUCAUUUUAUUUUAUUGAGCUGUAUGAUCUACUUUAUUGAGCACAUGAGCGAAAGUUUUGAAGUUUCUA
This is a messenger RNA of Rhododendron vialii, 3228 nucleotides long. Its product is annotated as nucleoside hydrolase 3-like. NCBI's taxonomy places the organism in Eukaryota, Viridiplantae, Streptophyta, Magnoliopsida, Ericales, Ericaceae. The coding region runs from base 500 to 2800 and encodes 766 amino acids. The record is from RefSeq and is a predicted model, not a curated record. The transcript is spliced from 13 exons. Gene Ontology annotation, molecular function: hydrolase activity, hydrolyzing N-glycosyl compounds.